Messenger RNA from Thermochaetoides thermophila DSM 1495, 2064 nucleotides. RefSeq lists its product as uncharacterized. The record is from RefSeq and is a predicted model, not a curated record. Gene Ontology annotation, cellular component: Golgi apparatus; membrane. NCBI's taxonomy places the organism in Eukaryota, Fungi, Ascomycota, Sordariomycetes, Sordariales, Chaetomiaceae. Bases 1 to 2064 code for a protein of 687 amino acids. Gene Ontology annotation, biological process: protein localization to membrane; vacuolar transport. The transcript has a single exon.
AUGUGGCUCACUCUUCUGCUAGGCCUCCUAGGCUUCCUAAGCCUCUCCUUCCAGGCGCAGGCCUUUUACAUCCCCGGCUGGUCGAUCCGCAGCUACGCCCCGGGCGCUCCGAUCCCACUCCUCGUCAACAAAGUCUUCUCGGACCGCACGCAGCUCCAGUUCGCCUACCGCGACUUGCCCUUCGUCUGCCCGCCGACCGGAACCCGCCGUGCGGUCGGCGACGGCCUUUUCUCUGGCCAAAAUAUUCCACUUAACCUGGGCGAGGUGCUCCGCGGCGACCGCAUCACCGUCUCGGACAUGGAGCUCCACAUGCAGCGCGACACGCCCUGCACACUGCUUUGUCGCAGGGAGGUCUCUGCGCGUGAUCUGCGCCGCGCUAGGGAUAUGGUGCGCGAGGGGUAUGCGGUCGAGUGGAUUGUGGAUAAUCUGCCCGGGGCAACCAGUUUUGUCACGGCCGACAAGACGAGGAAGUACUAUGCUGCCGGGUUCAAGCUGGGCUAUGUCGAGCCCGGCCCGUGGGGCGACAAGGGCGCGCGUUACUUCCUGCACACGCACCACUCCAUUGUGAUCAGGUAUCGCAAGGCCCCCGGCAAGGCGGGCGACCGCGGGGAGAUGGUGAUUGUCGGGUUUGAGGUGUACCCCAAGAGCAUCGCUAAGGACGAGAAGAGGGAUGAAAAGGGGUGUCCCGAGGAUCUGAAUCUGAUCACCCGCAAGUUUGAGCUGACGGACAUUAGUGAGGACGAUGAUCGGAAGUAUACUAUUCCGUAUACUUACUCGGUGUUCUUCAGGGAGGAGAACAAUAUCGAGUGGCGCAAUCGCUGGGAUUUGUACUUUGUUAACCAGGAAGAUACGGGGAGGGUUCACUGGAUGGCCAUCAUCAACUCACUGUUUAUCUGCGCCCUGCUGGCUGCCGUCGUGCUGGUUAUCUUUGCGCGGACCGUUCGUGCUGAUAUCAGUCAGGGGCCGGCGAAGGACGGCAAGCCUCGAAAGGCCAAAAGCACUGGACUCCUCGAACAGCCUGGCGAGAAAGGAGGUCUCGUCGAAGCCGACGAGGCUAACGCCGAUCUCUCGGACGACGAGGACCCCCUCGACAUCACCGGCUGGCGACUUCUGCACACCGACGUCUUCCGUCCCCCGCGCUACGGCUACCUUCUCGCGCCCCUCGUCGGCUCCGGCACACAGCUGCUCUUUAUGGCCAUCGGCCUGAUCCUCCUCAGCGCAAUCGGCGUCCUCAACCCGAGCUUCCGCGGCGGAUUUAUCAGCUUCGCCGUGGGGCUGUUCGUGUUUGCAGGCCUCUUCUCGGGCUACUUCUCCGCGCGCGUCUACAAAACCUUUGGCGGCCGCGACUGGCACAAGAACAUGACCGUCACGGCACUGCUCUUCCCAGGCUUACUAUUCGCUGCGGUCUUUGUGCUUAAUCUCUUCGUCUGGGCCCGCGCAUCCUCCACAGCCAUCCCAUUUACCACCCUCAUCGGCAUGCUCGCCCUGUGGCUUGGCGUCCAAGUCCCCCUGGUCUACCUCGGCGCCCGGUAUGGGUACCUUAAGGCUGGCGCGUGGGAUCAUCCCGCCAAACCAGCCUCUAUCCCCCGCCAGAUCCCCUCCCAGCCAUGGUACCUCCCCCGCCCCGGCUCCUUAGCGGAUAUUCGCACCGCCCUACUCGCCGGCGCCAUCCCAUUCGCCGUCAUCUUCAUCGAGUUGCUGUUCGUCUUCCAGUCCGUCUGGCAGGACAAGAGCGGGUACUACUACAUGUUUGGCUUCCUGGCCAUCGCCACCGCCAUUCUUUUGAUCACUGUCGCCGAAGUGAGCGUGGUCGUGGUAUAUGUCAUGCUCUGCGCGGGCAAUUACCACUGGUGGUGGCAGAGCUUUUUGGUUGGUGGCGGGAGCGCGGUGUGGGUUUUUGGCUGCUCGGUGUGGUAUUACUGGGCGAGGCUGAAUAUUGAGGGAGUCGUGAGCAGCGUGUUGUUUUUCGCGUAUAGUGCUGUAGCGUGCUGCGUGUAUGGGCUGUUGACGGGGACGGUCGGGUUUUUGGGCGCGUAUGCGUUUGUUAGGAGGAUAUACGGGUAA